Messenger RNA from Candidula unifasciata, 1342 nucleotides. The record is from the annotation of a GenBank genome assembly. NCBI's taxonomy places the organism in Eukaryota, Metazoa, Mollusca, Gastropoda, Stylommatophora, Geomitridae.
AUGUCCGCCAGAGGGAGAAGUUUCAGCGUGGAAGAGCACGUUAGCGUCCCGGUGCCACAUACAGCUGUGGUGGAUUUGACUACCAAGCCUGUACCUAGUCUGCUCAGACAUAGACGACUCAGCGGCUGGAUGCCCAGACGCUCAGAGUCGCAGGAGUCGUCCAUUUCCUGGACCUUACAGAAGUGCGCCCGAUGCAGAACUCGCAUUUCGUCCUGUCCGCAUGUGUUGAGGGCACCCACAGUGAUCGCCAUGGUGGGCUUGCCAGCCAGGGGCAAGACUUACAUCUCCAAGAAGCUCACCAGGUACCUCAACUGGAUUGGGGUCGCCACUAAAGUGUUUAAUGUGGGAGAGUACCGGCGGGCCAAGACCACACAGCAUCACAGUCAUGACUUCUUCCGGGUAGAUAACAAGGAGGCCAAGGAGAUACGACACCGUGUGGCAAUGUUGGCCAUGGAGGAUGCAGCAAAGUAUCUGGAAGAGGGAGGAGAGGUUGCUGUGCUGGAUGCGACCAACACAACCAGACAUCGGCGGGAGACCCUUGUUGAUAUGUUUACAGUGCAGAGAAACUUCAAACUCUUCUUUGUGGAGUCUAUAUGUGAGGAGCCAGAUAUCAUUGAAGCCAACAUUUUAGAAGUCAAGGUUUGCAGUCCAGACUAUGAGGGCAUGGAUAAAAAUACAGCUCUGGACGACUUCCUCAAGAGGAUAGAGCACUAUAAACGGGAGUACGAGCCCUUGGAUUGCGAGUAUGACAAAGACAUCUCAUUUAUACAAAUCUUCAACCAGGGCGAGAGGUUCAUUGUCAACAAACUGGCAGGACAUUUACAGAGCAGAGUGGUCUAUUACCUCAUGAAUAUACAUGUACUCCCAAGAACCAUUUACCUAACCAGGCACGGGGAAAGUCAGAUGAACCUGCAAGGUCGUAUCGGAGGUGACAGCGAUCUUAGCGAACAGGGAGAAAGGUAUGCUGAAGAGUUGGCCAAGUUUGUCCAGAGUGAGAACAUCCCUAACCUCAAAGUGUGGACCAGCGAGCUGAAGCGCACCAUCCAGACAGCUCGCCACAUCCAGGCACCCAAGGAGCACUGGAAGGCGCUCAACGAGAUUGAUGCGGGGAUCUGUGAAGGGAUGACCUAUGAGGAGAUACAAGAUCAGUACCCUCAGGACUUUGCAGACCGAGACCAGGACAAGUACCACUACAGAUACCCUAGCGGGGAGUCAUACCAGGACCUGGUUGCCCGCCUGGAGCCCGUCAUUCUGGAACUGGAGAGACAGGAGAAUGUCAUGGUCAUCUGUCACCAGGCGGUGCUGCGCUGUCUGCUGGCCUAUUUCCAGGACAAAAAUGCCG